Sitodiplosis mosellana (orange wheat blossom midge) is the source of this 3094-nucleotide messenger RNA. RefSeq lists its product as uncharacterized. Gene Ontology annotation, cellular component: membrane. The coding region runs from base 2104 to 2808 and encodes 234 amino acids. The transcript has 7 exons. The record is from RefSeq and is a predicted model, not a curated record. NCBI's taxonomy places the organism in Eukaryota, Metazoa, Arthropoda, Insecta, Diptera, Cecidomyiidae.
UAUCAAUGGCAACCUAUCCAUUAAUUUUGGCAAGUUUAUUUCUCGCUUGUAAUUUAUGCUCAAUUUUAAUAUUGAUGGAUGCUCUAAGAUGAAAUCGUAAAAUUGUUCUUCGAUUUGUACAUAACUUUCGAAAUUAAAUUUCAACCUUAAUUCCUCGAGUUGGUCAAACGAAAAUGGUAAUCCUGAGAAAUGCGAAUGAUAGAAAAUUUCUAAUCUUUUUACAGUAUCAAAAUGAAACUUUGCAGAAUUUAUAGAAGCCAUUCUGUCCAUGUUGGAAGGCAUCCAAUUCAACCUUAGAUCCUGAAGAUAUGGAUAAAUCUCGUUUAUUUCUGGAUAAAUUGCGUUGAAAGGGAUGGCCAAACUUUGCAGCUGAUUUUUAGGCCAUCGUAUGUUUCGAAAUGUUGCGCCUCCUUCCCAGGUUGGGUAUCCCAGUUCCCUGUGUCUAUUUUCAGACAUCAUUUCCAAAUGCUCUAGACUGUAAAAAUCCGUUGAAUCGAUGUUGAAAUCAAUGUUUACAAACUCACCACCUCUACGGCAACGAUACGUCAAACGUCGCAUGUUUGGAAAUAUUUUCAUCAAUGAAACAUCUUCUAAAUCGGAAGAUUGAACAGUAACACUAUGAACGUUUGGAAAUGGUUUCGCAAAGUGAUUCCAAUUGAAUCCCCCUGAAAUUCCACGAAUUUGGAUUUCAGUCAACGAUUCGACACAGUACUGCCUUAUGUAGAAAACUAAACGAUCAAAAGAAACGUCCAACGAAUCAAUGUUGUCAAUAUAAUCUUCUCGCACGCAGUUAAUUUCCAAUUUAGAUAUCAAAUAUCCAAAGCAGCGCAACAAUUGAAAUGUCCUUUUUGAAUGUGCAGUUAAAAUAAAACAAUCAACACGCCAUUUCAUUGGACAUGAACUGAAACCAUUAAUAUAAACAUUCAUUCUUCCAUAUUCGAAAAGAAAUGCAUAGUCAACGGCCUUUUUCAAUUGCUUGCUCGAAUCAGCCAGGUUCAUUAGAUCUUCGAGUGGCAAGUAUCGAAAUAUCCGUUCGAGACAAUCAAUACCGAGCUGUGUGAGUUUCAUCUCUUCGAUUGGUUUUAUGAUUUGCAAAAACUUAUACCAGUUUGUAGGAAGCGAUGUGAACUUUCUUCUCGUUUCUUGAUUCAAUCGAUGUGUUGCGUUCCAAAUGCUGAAUGGUGCACUACAGGCAAUAGAAAAAAAAGUACAAAAUUCUUUUUAAAAAAAUUCCAAUUAUUUUGAAGUUUCAAUCCUACCUCAGAUCGACUCACCUAUUUUUUUGAUCUAAUUUAUAGAGGAAAAUUAAGUUGAACCUAAGUUGUCACAUCAAAAACACUGGUAUCGAGUUGAAUUUGAAAAAGAUGGAAUAAAAAAUGAACUCUCGCGAUGUUCUUUUUUUCAAUUUUGAACUACUAACGAAUAUUUAUUCUACAACAAGCCUGAAUGACAACUUACGGCAAAAUGGCUGUUGUUUUAGGCAAGAUCAUUAGUAAGGACCAAAAAACAUCUGUGCCUUCUGCAUACUGCAUAUUCUUGCAUGUGUUCCUUUCUACUUUUCAUUUGUGCAUGUAUUUGUGUAUGCAUAAUCUAUAGACGCUGCUUGCACUUUUGAAUCUAAGUACAAAUGAGCGAUAACACCAACAACGUGUACUCAAGCAAAACUUCAACCAAACGCUUGAUACGAAGCAAUAACAUAACAAGAGUUCUUUUUAAUUCAAAUUCCAAAAACAGAUUUUUUUCAUUUUAACUCUCCGCUAUUGUUCCACCUUUUUUUUCUAUUUCCAACGAACACACCAAUUCCAAAAAAUUGUACAAAAAUUGGCGCCGAACCGUUCUCGUCAUCGAUAUUGUUGUUUAUUACGUAUUUCGUUUCUCACAACGAACUGUCAAAUUGAAUUGCAACAUUCUGGGCAAUUGUUUACUGAGAUUGGCAGUUGUAAAAUUCACAUCAACUGUACAACACCGACCUAAAUCAUUCCAACAAGUGACGCUAACGUGUUCGUACCUGUCUUUUGUGUGUGGCGUCUUAUCACGAUUUACAAACAUAGUUCUUCAAAUAAUAAAUCAAAGUGAUCUAUCAAUAUAAGUGACUCAUUAAUAAUGAGCUCAAAGAAGAAUAACACAUUGAAUUCGAGUUCUCAAAUGGAACCUGGACGGCACAGCACUGGUGUAAAAUUGGCAAAAUUCGUGAUUUACGGCAACAAUGACAUUCUUGCGAUUGAAAGUUUGAUAUUAGUCGGACUGGCGAUGUUCGUUUACUUUCGAUUCGACUGGAUUUCUCAAAUUGAAUUGAUGCCGACAUUCUUAAUCAUGGCUACAGUUUUCGGAAUAAUCCUCUUUGUAGUAACAACAUUGAAAGUGAACUACAUUUUGAAGAAAAAACCACAAUUAAUUCUCUUGUUUUCCAUAUUAUCGGCUGUUCUUAUGUCGCUGGAUUUCGGAUUGGGAAUUUAUCUAAUGAACAACACACAAAUGGUCAGAGAAUAUAUCGUAAACGAAGUGGAUAAAUUCUAUAAUUAUAAUGAGGAAUUCAGGCAAAUGUGGAAAGAACAUGUCGAAGAUGAGUUGCAAUGUUGUGGCGUUAAAAAACGGAAUUUCUUGGAUAUGUUAUUGUCGUGUCCAACGAAAAUGCGUGCGUGCGCUGAUGUAAUAGAACCGCUGCUGUACGUUUAUCUCAAUACCGAGCUAUUGCGCAUUUUGUUUUGGGGUUGCGCCAUUUUUCAACUUUGUGACUUUAUGCUAUCGAUCUAUGUAUUUGUAUGUUAUUCGUACAUAUUCAAAUACCAUCAAGUUCCGGUUGUAUAGAAGCAAAUCGGGUUAGAUGUGUUGUGGCUGCAAAUAAACCUGACUUUUUCCAAAGAAUUCAACAAAAGAAGUUCCAGUGCUAGCACAAAUAAGAUAAGAUAAUUUACAAACAAAAGACAAACUGAAAGGCAGAAAAACCAUUACAAAAAUCAUUCUUCAUUCAAUCAUAUUUAUUUAAGUUUUUUUUAUAUUAUAUUUAUGAUAUGCAUUUGAAUAGAAUAAGUUUCGUACAAGUAAAAUCAACAUUAAAAAAACUCAUUUGUUUCAAAUAACAAUUCCAAGUGUU